AUGGCUCCCAGAGUCGUCCUCAUCCGCCACGCGGAAGCGCUCCACAACCUGGCCUAUAAGUCUUUCCCGAGAACCCCCAGCCGCCGACUCCCAUCCGUCCAUCCGUCCCUCACCGACCGCGGCGAGCUGCAAUGCAUGCCCCUGCGCGAGUCGCUCUUCCGCCGAUUCGGCGCCGUGCCGCGCGAGGACGUCGCCGUGAUUGUGAGCCCGAUGCUGCGCACCCUGCAGACCGCGACGCUGUGUCUCGACUGGCUGGUCGGCAGGGUGCCGUUUGAAGCAAGCGCAGAUUGGCAAGGGGCGAGGCCGGGGGGCGGGGGCAGGGUGAGAACAGAAAACAGCGCGUGCCCCUGCAACACGGGCCGGCCGUGCGCGGUCUACGCGCCGGCCUUUCCGCACGUCGACUUUUCCCGCGUCGAUCCGGUCUGGCCGGACAAGACGUCCGGGCGCGCGGCGCGCUACGGCUGCACGCGGAGCGCCGUCGUGGAGCGCGGCAGGCUGUGUCUCGAAGCGCUGCACAGCAGGCCCGAGAAGCUGGUCUUUGUGGUCUCGCACGCGGGGUUCCUCCGCACGGGCGUGGUGGGGCACUGGUUCAUGAACGGCGACUACAGGAUAUUCGACUUUGCGCAGGGCGCGAGCGAUGGGCGCAGGGUGCUCAGGCAGGACGCGAGCACCGUGGCAGGCGGGCUGGGGUUGUCGCUGGAAGAGAGCGUGCCGUUGGGAGACGGGCUGCCCGAGCAUUGA
Molecule: messenger RNA, 741 nt
Organism: Ustilaginoidea virens
Lineage: Eukaryota; Fungi; Ascomycota; Sordariomycetes; Hypocreales; Clavicipitaceae
Exons: 3
Coding region: 1-741 (246 amino acids)
Cellular component (GO): cytoplasm
Molecular function (GO): phosphatase activity
Source: RefSeq, a predicted model, not a curated record